This is a messenger RNA of Bufo bufo (common toad), 5898 nucleotides long. It is a transcript of the gene CRY2, whose product is annotated as cryptochrome circadian regulator 2. The coding region runs from base 122 to 1846 and encodes 574 amino acids. The transcript has 12 exons. Gene Ontology annotation, molecular function: FAD binding; DNA binding. NCBI's taxonomy places the organism in Eukaryota, Metazoa, Chordata, Amphibia, Anura, Bufonidae. Gene Ontology annotation, biological process: negative regulation of DNA-templated transcription; circadian regulation of gene expression; entrainment of circadian clock by photoperiod. The record is from RefSeq and is a predicted model, not a curated record. Gene Ontology annotation, cellular component: cytoplasm; nucleus.
UUGUGAGUCAGACUGUCAGACAGUCCCGUGUCGGAGCAGCAGGAUCCUGAGGCUGCUGUGAUCGCCCCGCGCUGACACCUCGUCCUCCCCGACCCUAGCGCAGCCGGCCGGGACUCUGCUCAUGGAGGCCGCCUCUACCGCCGCCGUCAGCUCCCUGCACUGGUUCCGGAAGGGCCUCCGGAUACACGAUAACCCGGCGCUGGUGGCCGCUCUGCGGGGGGCGCGCUGUGUGCGCUGCGUCUACAUCCUGGACCCCUGGUUCGCCGCCUCCUCCUCCGGCGGGGUCAAUCGAUGGAGGUUCCUGCUGCAGUCCUUGGAGGACCUGGACUCGAGUUUAAGGAAACUGGGCUCUCGUCUGUAUGUGGUGCGCGGGCAGCCGGCCGAUGUCUUCCCCAGAUUAUUCAAGGAGUGGGGCGUGAACAGACUAACGUUUGAGUACGACUCUGAGCCGUUCAGUAAGGAGCGAGAUGCAGCCAUCAUGAAGCUGGCUAAGGAAGCCGGUGUGGAGGUGAUUGUGGAGAAUUCGCAUACGCUAUAUGAUUUGGACAAAAUCAUUGAGCUGAAUGGCAACAGCCCUCCUCUCACCUACAAGAGAUUUCAAGCCAUCAUCAGCCGCAUGGAGCUUCCUCGUCGACCCGUCCUGACCAUCACAAGACAGCAGAUGGCGCCCUGCCGAGGAGAGAUCAAGAACACGCAUGACGAGACCUAUGGGGUGCCAUCUUUGGAGGAGCUUGGCUUUCCAAGGGAGAAUCAAGGGGCCGCAGUAUGGCCGGGAGGAGAAACGGAGGCCCUGGCCCGUCUCGACAGACACUUGGAGCGCAAGGCAUGGGUGGCAAAUUACGAGCGACCACGGAUGAAUGCCAACUCUUUGCUGGCGAGUCCCACAGGCCUCAGUCCCUACCUGCGUUUUGGCUGUCUGUCCUGCCGCCUCUUCUACUACAGACUGCAGGAGUUGUAUCAGAAGGUAAAGAAGAACAGUCCUCCCCCACUGUCGCUGUACGGGCAGCUCCUCUGGAGGGAGUUCUUCUACACGGCUGCCACCAACAACCCCAAAUUUGACCAAAUGGAAGGGAAUCCAAUCUGCGUGCAAAUUCCUUGGGACCGGAACCCUGAGGCCCUCGCCAAGUGGACAGAAGGGAAGACUGGGUUUCCUUGGAUUGAUGCCAUCAUGACACAGCUGAGACUGGAAGGCUGGAUCCAUCACCUGGCAAGGCACGCCGUCGCCUGCUUCCUGACACGGGGGGAUCUCUGGAACAGCUGGGAAUGUGGCGUAAAGGUGUUUGAUGAGCUGCUGUUGGAUGCAGACUUCAGCGUGAACGCCGGCAGCUGGAUGUGGCUCUCGUGCAGUGCGUUCUUCCAGCAGUUUUUCCACUGCUAUUGUCCCGUAGGCUUUGGAAGACGGACAGACCCCAGCGGAGACUAUGUCAGACGAUACUUGCCGGUGCUCAAGGGCUUCCCGUCCCGUUACAUAUACGAGCCGUGGAAUGCCCCAGAGUCUGUUCAGAAAGAAGCCAAGUGCGUUAUAGGUGUUGACUACCCUAAGCCCAUAGUGAAUCACGCAGAAGCCAGCAGACUGAACAUAGAGCGCAUGAAACAGACCUACCAGCAGCUGUCCCGCUACCGAGGCCUCUGUAUAUUGGCAUCUGUUCCAUCCUGUGCAGAAGAUCUGAGUGGCCCAAUUAGUGACCCUGUUGCUCAUCAGAUCUCUAUAGAGGCAGCUCCCAAACUGUCCUUGUGUGCCCCCGACUCCCCCAAACGGAGGUACAAAAAAUCUGUCGAGGGAGCUUGUAAGAAAGCCCGGAUGCAGAGCGUCGCGGAAGUAGAGAUGACCGCUAAAGACUUCUGAAUGCAGAUGUGGAGACAUGCAUCCUCAUCUAGUGCAUGCUUCGUCUUACAGAAGAUGAAUAUUUGACUGCUGCCCCCUCACCCACUGGUAAAAUCCAUAACUCUUCUACCCGGACUGCAAUAAAUCGUCCGAAUGUCGGGACUCGUGCAUAAACAGGAGGAUGACUUGCUGCCCCCUCAUGGACAAUAUCACAUUUGAAUUCAAGACGAUGUCCAGGAUUAGAAAAAAACAUGGCCACAGCCUGACCAUAGGUUGUGUCUGAUAUUACUGCUUAUAUUAUGGCUAAGCUGCAGUACCGCUCACCGCCUGUGCACAGCUGUGGCGCUGUUUUUUGGGUGGGAGAAAAAGCAGCCAUGGUUUUCUAACCCGAGAAUCUGCUUUAUUGUGGAUAGGAGCUUCUAGGAAUGUUCCAGUGAGGACGCUAAUAUGAUAUCAUAUAAUAUGAUACGUCAACUUCUCCAUAAGGGGAUAUGCUGAUGGGCGCACCCGCUCCUGUGGUCUGGAGGAGAAGUCCAAUCCUAUAUGCAUAGGAUAUGCAUUUUAUGACCAUGUUACUUGAAGCUGAGCGAUUGUCUCAGCGGUGGCCCGGCUCUGACGUUUAAGCUGUAUACUGCUUGGGAUAUGCUCCAGGCUCAGGGCAGGACUAAAGCGAUGUACGUUAUAUGAUAAUGCAGUGAGAGAGGCCGAGGCUCCUCAACGUAACCUCAAGCAUGUGCUUAUAUUUCUUUAUAGUAUUGCCACUAGGUGGCGAUGUUCUCAGUAGAUUAUAAUUAAUUGUAUGGUUGCGCCAGGCAAGUAAAAAAAAAAGACAGAGAUUUAUAAUGGAGAAAGCAGGAUGUAUAUUCUGGACCCAAAAGCAGAAAUGAUACCAGGGCCCAUUGCGGCUGUCACCUGCCAAUACAGUUAGUCCAUACUCCUUCAGCUUGGCCAGAGCCAGAUUUUUGGGGAUUAUCAGAGUCAUCAGAAAUUAUGUGACGACAACCCUUCUCGCUAUAGUAAAGCAUGAAGAGCAAUUCCCUGUUAUUUAAGUGACUCUAUAUACUUGCUUCCUACACAUACUGGUAAUUCAGAGAUUGGGCUGAACUUUGGGAAGGUCAUUCUAUGUGGAAAUAUAUUUCGGAUGCUGCCUUAUAAUUCAGGCAUAUACACUCAUUGACAAAAACAAUGGCGCACCAAGAAGGAGUUCUUGGAGUCGAAUGAAAACUUUACGUAUGUGAAUGUAAUGAUAUACAGAUCUAGCGAGCGCCAACAUCAGUGGGCUAAUGCGUUAACCCAACAGUUUAACCACUUUAAGAAGCUUUGCACAUUGGUAACAAAGCCAGCGAGAUAAGCGUGUGUUACUGCGCCAGGAAUUACUAGAACGCCUGCUACAACUGUAUGUAAGGGCUACAAUAUUAGAGAGAAAAGGCAAAGUUUAUGGGGGGAUGGGGGCCGUAGAGUAGAAAGGAGGCUCUAGCCUGGAUACAGGAUGAGAUACAGUUGGGCAUGGAGGCAUGCAGGUUCUUUACCCUGCAGCACAUUUGCCCACAGAUGUCUCUGCUGGUCCUGUAGAUCCUGUACGCUCAUAGGUUGCUGAAGCCGGCGUCCCAGCUGGUCCCAUAAAUGCUAGAUUGUUGAUAAAUCUGGUGACCGGUCAGCUAAGGAAGUGCUGUAAUCUGGAGAAGACCUUCCUGGGAAACCCUUGCUGUGUGCGGGUGAGCAUUAUCCUGCUGGGUCGGUAGGAAGCCCUGCGAUGAGAGGACCACAUGUGGUGGCAGGAUGUCCUGCACAUAUCACUUCUCGGUGGGUGACCGACUGUCGUAUGCUGGAUCAUCACCAGCAGGUGGGGCAGUGUGUCGCUCCACGGCAAAGGCAGGAUUGAAGCACUCGCCUCGAGGCCUCCAUACUGGAACCUGACCGUCAUCGGAUGCCAACCAGAAUCUUGAAUAUUCAAUUAUGACAAUAUGGUUUCUGUACCUUGCAGUCCAGGUUUCUUGUUCACAGCACCACUGCAAAUGAGGAUGACGAUGGCUGGCUGUCAAUGGCAGGACACUUAAAGGGCGCCAUGACGCCAAAUUUCCUUCUGCUAAGUGUAUGGAGAUGGUGAGGGUGUGAUGAAGGGGCCAUCUGUGUCUAGAUAGUGGACAACUAAACUGUUUGUCGGGGAAUCAAAACUUCCUCUCUACUGGUGGUCUGUCUGGGCCGUCUGGAGCCUGUUCUCUACGUUUGCGUGCCCUCACUUAAACCACUGCUCCCAACAUCUCCUAACAGCUAGAUCUAAGCGGCCUAGAGGGCAGACAAUUGGUCAAAACGUUCAUCCUGCUUCUCUCAGUCCAGUGAUGAGCCCCCUCUCAAAGUCUAUCAACUGGGCAAAAUGUCUUUGAGGGUGCCGGAGGGGCAUGUCUAGCAGUCAAUUUCCUAUCACCAAGAGGUACACUACCCAGAUGUAGCCUCUGAGAGCCUUGUUAUAGGGCUGUAGUGGAAGCGUUUCUACGCCCUCUUGUGUUAAGACCCAGAGCACACCUGUAAUCAUUUACAUAUCUGCAUGCAGGGUUUUGUAGCAAUCCGCCAUUUCUGUCUGGGUGCGGUAUUUUUUAUUUAUUUAUUUUUGUCAUUGAGCUUAUUAUGACUGGGGCUCUGUGGGUUCCUGUUCUCAGUAGGAGGUGGCUGUACAUGUGCGGUCAUUCUCCAUUAAAGGCUAAGUACAUUUUCAAAACCAAAUUUGCUUUUUUUUUAUUUUUGCCCUCAAUGUAUCUAAAAUGUAUCAAUUUGUUUCUCUGGCUCCUAUGCAGACUGGGUGUCUCCAUGGUAACAGACAACAUUCUGUGUAGUCAGAUCCUGCAGUCCCAGUCAUCCACGUGUUAUCCUAGCACAAAGUAGGAGACAAAUAGAAGUACAAGACCACGGGAGCACUGUGCAUACAAUUUGUUUGUUACUAUGGAGACACAUGGGAGCAGAUUUAGCAAAACUGCCUUUGUAUCCUAGGGCAACCCUUCACAGUGUAGAUUUCAUCUCCCAGAGCAAUCUAACAAAUGAAAGCCGAGUUCUGAUUGGUUAUGAUGGACAACAAAGAGGGGUGUUUUUUUUUUUGUAUUUUUACAGUUUUGAUAAAUGAGUCCUGUCUGGAUAAGAGCCGUACAAUCAAUAGGAAAGUCUAAACUACAAUAUAUUGUAAAGUUCCUUCAUAAAAAUAAGAAAAAAUGUUAUACGCAUUUCAAAUACUUAAAAUAAAUGUUUGCUCUUAAUGGGGCAUUUCAGGAUUUUUAUAUUGAUGGCCUAUCCUCAGGAUAUCACAUCGUCUGACACCCUGCAUCACAGCCGAGUAGCUUCGUCCAUUGUGUAGUGGACAAUGCUUUUUACUGCAGCGCUGCUCCAGUUCCACUACACAAUGGAUGGAGUUACAUGGAAAGAGCUGAUCGGUGGGGGUGCACGGUGUCAAACCACCACCACCACACUGUUCAGCUAUCGAUGAUCUGUCUUGAGAAUAGGCCCUCAAUGUAGAAAAUCCUGGACAACCCCUUUAAAUUCAGUGGGAGUUGUAGGAACACAAGGCAAAACUGAGGAGAGCUAUGAAACUGGAAUUGUCGACCUUGGCAACCAAUCACAGCGCAGCUAUCACUUCAUUUUCUGCUUUUGAUAAAAAAAAAAAAAGCAGCGCUGUGAUUGGUGGAGGCUACUGGAAACAGUUUUGCUUUUCAAAAACCUGCCCCCGAGGAUAAGACUGCGGCUGUCAGGGCUUGCUGGGAGUUGUAGUGUUGCGACCAGAGGUUCAAAGCUGCUGAUCCAGAGGUAUGAUGGGAGUGACAACCUAAGGAAUAUUAUUUAAUACAAUGUCUUUACCAUUUUAGUUUUAGUCUUCUGCGCCAUUGCUAGGCUAGUGAGGCGAUCGGUGACUGGAAUUGUCCUUUUAGGAUUCUACAUCCAUAUGGUCAAUGAGAUGUUUCUUCAGACUCCUUGGCAACCCCUUCUUCCUAUGAGGGAGAGGAUGGCCACAUGAGCAGAUAUGCAUAUGUGUAAAUUGUACACCAGCUGUAUGUAAAUAUGACACUGUUUGUACCAUAAAUGUCUUUUAA